AACUGUUUUCAGUUUGUUUCUUGUUUUUGUUUUUUAAGUUGUAAAACAGCACACCCCUGCACGCCCAGCUCUCUUUCUGAAUCUUAAAUCUGCUUGGCUGGAGCAACAGGUGUGUUGUUAGAUUUAAAGAGCAUCUCCCUCCAGAGAGACCAGACCUGACAGGAGAGCUCUGCACACUAAGUUCAGUUCAGCCACAGGAGCUGGAUGGUUUGCUGGCACAGACUGUGAGGCAGCUGCAGCAGUCAUGGCUGCUGGGUUUCUAAUUACAAGAUUAUUACUGGUUUGCUUGUUGAGUGAGCUGGACUACUCUUCAGCUUUUCCAAGAGCCAGAGGUAAUGUGUACCCUGAAGCAUGGCAAGCCCUCAGAGGGAAACAACAUGAGGGAUAUGGCUAUGGGAAUCGUCGGCCUCUUCAUUACGUCCAGGCUCUGAGGCAGACUCACAGUAAGCUACAGCCCAAUGUCCAUGAUCAGGUUCAGGUCAGAACCUGGCCUCAGGAAAGUUCUUUGAAUGUCCAUGGCCAUGCCCCGUUACAGUACCAACCCAUCGAUUACCACCAGAUCCAGUAUCAGCAAUGGUCUCCUGUUGCCACCAAGUGGACACAUGAGAUGUCCCCAUCUCAGCAUCCACCACAGAGAACCCAACGACUGUCCUCACCCAUAACCUUGGAAUUCAGCCUGAACGUUCCCUUUGCUGAAGAGCUGGGCCAAAACAAGGAAACGAGUGGUGGAAGUGAUGUUGCUGAUCAGUAUUCUCAACUAUACAGGCCAACCAGUGUUCACAUCUACAGUGCUUUGAACAGUCCUCCUGGCCCAGAAGGCUUUUCAGGCAAAGGCUCCACAAAUUACCCAACUGGGGGAAAAACUGCCCAUGAGGUUACUAAGCCAAGGUUUCAGCUCAGUUUAUCGGUUCCAAUUCCUCCCACUACACCACAAUCUCCUAAACCCUCCAGAAGCAAUGGUGGCCAUCUUGCAAAUCUAAAAAGACCCGGAAGAGUUGGGUUUGUUCAGAACAGUUACGUGGAGCUGGUAAAACCCCAAUCCAGUUCCACCCAGAGUGGAUCAGAGAGGGGUUUCUUCUAUCCUGCUGUUACUGCACAGCUACAACCACAACAGCAGACUUAUCAGCCAACUCAAACGAAGUAUACUGAUGACAAAAUUAUUAGCUUUGCCCCUGCACAUGCAACACAGUAUACAACACCUACAGAACAAUUCGGCCAAACUCAAAUCCCCGCCAAACAGAUUCUGGUAAAUCCACAGCAUCCAGUCCCACAGUACGCUCCUCUACAAUCUGCUGAUGUUUACAGUGGCUACUACAGCACCCAUAUAAACCCUUUGAGUAAUGGGAAAUGUGAAAGUGGACGACCAGUUUCACCUGACCAAACCAAUGUCCAUCAUUCGUCAAUGCCGCCUCAGUAUGAACAAGUUCCAAGUGGACAUUACAGUGCUGGUCAGAUCAAGCCCACAGCCAUCAACUAUGGUCAACAUCAAACCUGGCAGCCAGCUGGCACUCCCCUUACCUUUGCCUCUGAACAGUCUGACGUCCAGGUAAAACCAUCCUUUGGUCAGAAUGUGGAAACUUUACCCGAUCUGAGUCCAGGACACGCUUCAUGUCCCACUGCUGCUCCAUCCCAGAAUGUACUUCCUUCAUUACAUCAAGUUGCCACCCCUAAUUAUUAUGGGACAGACACUCUGGUGCAAAUGGGGCCAAAAGAUUCAUCUUCUCCUUAUCAAUACAACAGAGACAUGAGUGGACAAGAUGCAUCGCCAGAUCGUCAGACUGCUGUUGACCCUUCAUCAAAUUUGCAGGGUCUCUCAACUGAUUAUCAAACCCAGAUGAGACUCCCCACACAGCACGCUGGCAGAGAGCAAGUGGCUGGAAAACCCCAAUAUGCAAAACUCUAUAUUGAUGAUACAGAUGUAACAGAUAUGCAGCUCCACAUGCACUCUAUGAUGGUUUCACCAGUACAUAUUGAGUAAAACAUGACAGAAACCCUAUUGGUAACCCCCAAAGCCUUCUGGUUUCACUUGAUCAAGACUUGACUUUACAUGUGAAAGUUACACAAUGAACAAACCUGAGCUUAUCAUCUGUUUCCACCACCAACAGCUCAUACUAUGGACAGUGAAAGAAACCCAAUAUGCAUCUAACUCUCAUGAACAAAUGGACAAGAGCAAAUGUAGACCUCCUGUCCUGUUCUUGGACAAGUUGAUGAUGCCACACAUGCUAACCUGGUUAGUUGGACCAACAACAAUCGUUAGAACAAAACCUCUGAUAUGACCAAUAUUCCAUUGGACUGGACAAAUCUACAGCAGCCAACAGGUUACAAGAGCACUGAAAACAACUAUGCUCUCUGUUUAUCUGAAACAGUUGGUCUAACACACACUGCUAUUAUAUGUUGAGUGUAAUGACUGAGACCAACUUCUCAUCAAGAAACACAACAUGCCACUUUUGGAAAGUUGGGCUCAAACGGAGCCCUUGCAUCUAGGUCUUUAGAGAAUUGACUUCAAUUAUUGUCCAUCUUUACUCGGAAAAGCAGGCUGAUUCUGGCAUCAGCAUUCUUCCACACGCUGAAACAUCCUCCUUCCUGGCUUUAGCAGGCCUGUCUCAGGAGUCAACAUACCGGAGCUUUUUUUUUUUUUCAGGUUCAUCUGUGGAAAGCACUAUGGAGGAUACAAGUGUGGUGUAACUUUCAGUUAAUGAAAGAAAUGCCAUAGGCCAGGAUAUCCAUUCUAGAUGGUGCAAAUCCCUUCCCUGAGAAUCUGCUAUGGUAUCAGAGGAUGCACAGCAACCCUUGAUGCCUCCUGCGAAAUGCAGACCAGCCACAAGUAAAGGGAGCGCAGAGUGUGCAGUCUGGAGUGAAGCAGUGCAUCGAGGGUAUUCUACAGCCCACUUGUUUCCAUUAGCGUCCAAGCCCUAUCCUGUGCUCAAAUUAUCUAAAUUGCUGCUCUACAUCUGUCAGGGUGAAAUGGUUCAACAUUUUGGGAAAUAAAUAAUACAUAUUCCUACUUUUGUAUCUGAUUUUAAGAUGAGGAAAUCGAUACUAUUCAUGUCGAUGAAGCAGCUAGACAGGCUAUGUCCAAAGGCAAAAAAAAUAAAUAAAUAAAUCCACAUAGCAGUCUCUACUGCUCAUUGAUCAACACACCUUAUUUGUUUCAUUUGUAUGAAACUCAAAUGUAAAAUGACCCUAUGUGGUUUAAAGGGCAUCAUGUGGAAGACUUUUGUGGCCGGAAGCAGUGACUCAGUCUCCUCAGAUUACCUGGUAUCUGAUGGGGAAAGUCCCAGAAAGGCCUUGUGCCUGGGCAAGAUACAGUUUGGCAUGUAACAAUGUAAGGUGGUGGUAUUGACAUUUUUGUGCAACCCUCAACAAGAAAGGAAAAAAUAAAGUGAAUUCACCCAUG
Molecule: messenger RNA, 3397 nt
Organism: Acanthopagrus latus (yellowfin seabream)
Lineage: Eukaryota; Metazoa; Chordata; Actinopteri; Spariformes; Sparidae
Exons: 4
Coding region: 245-1978 (577 amino acids)
Source: RefSeq, a predicted model, not a curated record